Molecule: messenger RNA, 1091 nt
Organism: Salvelinus namaycush (lake trout)
Lineage: Eukaryota; Metazoa; Chordata; Actinopteri; Salmoniformes; Salmonidae
Product: peptidase inhibitor R3HDML-like
Exons: 5
Coding region: 4-735 (243 amino acids)
Source: RefSeq, a predicted model, not a curated record
UCAAUGCCUUACACUGGAGCUGCUGCUGUGCGGAUCCUAUCCAAAUCCAACUGGACCAACCAUCUCCACCUAACUAGACCUGGCUUCGAGUCAGACCCUGACUCUGACUGGAGUAAUCUGAAUCUUACCAGCAUCAGCGUGCCUCGUAUCCGAAGGAGGCGAGCCAUCUCCUCCAGAGAAAUGAAUUCCUUGUUGGAUUAUCACAACCGUGUCCGCUCCCAGGUCUUCCCUCAGGCUGCCAAUAUGGAGAUCAUGGUGUGGGAUGAGCAACUGGCUAAAUCAGCAGAUUCCUGGGCUUCCCGCUGCAUAUGGGAUCAUGGACCCUCACAGACCAUGAGAUAUAUGGGCCAAAACCUGUCCAUCAACUCUGGCAGAUACUGGUCAAUCAUUGAGCUGGUGAGGUCCUGGCAAGAUGAGAAAAACUCCUUCUCCUAUCCCAACACAUGCAGUGGACCAGUUUGUUCCCACUAUACACAGAUGGUCUGGGCCAAUACCAAUAAGAUGGGAUGUGCCAUCAACAAAUGCUCAAACAUGAAUGUGUACGGGAGCUCUUGGAGGACAGCAGUGUUCCUGGUUUGCAACUACUCUAUCAAAGGGAACUGGGUUGGAGAGGCUCCCUAUAAGAAUGGCAAACCGUGCUCUGCCUGUCCAUCAAAAUAUGGAGGUUCAUGUAACAGAAACCAGUGUUCCUUCAGUGGUUCAAAAGCCAAAGCCAAGAAAAGAAAAAAGUAUUAGAAAUACAUCAGUCAUACUUUCCCUGUUAUAAUGGAAGACUUUUAAGAGUUCAUUGUUUCUGGUCAAUUAUUCCAUUCCAUUCAUCUCAGCAACAAACAACUGCAAGAGAGGGUAAGUGUGAAAGGUGAAGGAUUUCUAAACAUAAAAAACGAAUCAAAGCACAAGACCUGCUUUUUUCAGCGAUUCAAUUAUAGUACCACUAUUUUUGUGUUUAUCAUAAACUAAUGUUUGAUCCAUCCACUGGAUGUUAGGGAAAUAAUGUUUUUCCCCCUCGGUCAUGAUGUUGUGAACUUAAAUCUAUGUAAACUCUUGGGUUGCAAAGCUCCAUUUUCUCGCCAUGACACAGAAAGAACCCA